UUGUCACGUGAUGAGUCAGCUGACUUUCUGUGCCUUUCAUAAGAGGGAGCAGUUGGAUCUUCUCAAACAAGCGGUGUGUGCUGCAGGCAGACGCGCGCGCACACACACGUAUUCGUCGACUUUGUUCCAGUACACUUUUUGUGGAAGAAGAAGCGUGACAGUCGUGGAUCUCUCCGCCUGUGUUCACUACUCCCGAUCCUCACCCGGGGAAGAAAGCGUCGACCCCUCCAGUCUGCACAUUAUUUUCAGAUACAGUGGCAGAAGAAGGACACCUGCUGCCAGGACAAUGAGGCUCCCCACACCGCUGCCCUCCAUCGGGCUGACAACCUGCGCUCUGGUUUUAAUGUUGCCGUUGUUUGGGUCCUGUCAUCCAGCGCAGACCUCAGAGCGUCCGAGGCCGGUGUUCGUGGAGCAGUUUAGCCGACAGGCGGUCGGAUUUAACUGGAGAAAUGUCACCUGCCCCUUCUGCAAAGCAAUCUUCACCAUCCUUGAUAUCGCCCUUCUGAGUGAUGCAAAUGAGGAGCGAGUGGCACAUGCAGUAGGUGAAGCCUGUAUCCGUCUCCAUCUGGGUGAUGAGCAGGUUUGUCGAGAAAUCACAGAGUUGUUCAGGGACGACUUUAUCCGGGCUCUGCAGGAGUCCUAUCUGUGGCCCACUGAAGCAUGUGCCCUGCUUGUGGGCCCUUCCUGUGGCAAAUUUGACCUCUACGAAGCCUGGAACAUCACGUUGCCAAAGAUCCCCAAGCCCCCUGUCACACCACCCUCUCCCCCCAAACCUGGUUCUCCACAGAGUAGGGUCCUGUUUCUAACUGACAUCCACUGGGACCAGGAGUAUGUAGUCGGCAGCGCCGCAGACUGCAAGCACCCUCUUUGUUGUCGAAAUGACUCCGGCUCUCCAAGCUGGAAACGGAGGGAGGCUGGGUACUGGGGAACCUACAGUAAAUGUGACCUGCCUCUAUGGACGGUGCAGAACCUCCUGGAAAAUGCAGCCAAAGCUGGGCCUUGGGACUGGGUCUACUGGACCGGAGACAUACCAGCGCAUAAUGUUUGGUCUCAGACCAGGAACCAGCAGCUGUCAGAGCUUACAAUCAUCUCCAGGCUCAUCCACAAACACCUGGGUCCUAAUGUGACAGUUUACCCUGCUGUAGGGAACCACGAGAGUACGCCAGUGAACAGCUUCCCGCCGCCUUUUGUUCAUGGCAACAGAUCCUGCGCCUGGCUCUACAACACAAUGGCAGAGGAAUGGGCACCAUGGUUACCAGAUCAGGCUUUGAAGACUUUGAGAUAUGGAGGAUUCUACACAUUGGAGAUUCAGCCUGGUCUAAGGGUGGUCUCUCUCAACAUGAACUUUUGUGCUCGAGAGAACUUCUGGCUGAUGGUGAACUCCACCGAUCCUGCCAACCAGCUGCAGUGGCUGGUCCACGUCCUCCAGGCCAGUGAGGACAAGGGAGAGAAGGUACACAUCAUUGGUCACAUCCCACCGGGCCUGUGUCUUAGCAGCUGGAGUUGGAACUACUAUCACAUUGUUAACAGAUACGAAAGUACAAUUACUGGACAGUUUUUUGGCCAUACACAUCAGGAUGAAUUCCAAAUGUUUUAUGAUGAGGCGACAAUGUCCCGCCCAUUGGGAGUGGCGUUCAUCGCUCCCAGUGUCACUACUUACAUUAAUCUUAACCCAGGUUACCGGGUCUACUACGUGGAUGGGAAUUACCAAGGUAGCUCUCGGCUGGUGCUUGACCAUGAAACGUACAUCCUCAACCUCACAGAGGUAAACUCCAGUCCAGGAGCACCAGGCAGCCCAGAAAAGGACCCCAAAUGGACUCUGCUGUACCGUGCUACGAAGGCCUAUGGUGUGACCAGUCUGUUCCCCUCUGACUACGAUGGGCUGAUACGGACCUUUAUCAAUGAUGACCGGGUCUUCCAGAAGUUCUGGUACUUCAGACAUAAAGGACACGUGUCAGAGCCAUGCAAGGAGACGUGCAAAACAACAUUGCUCUGCUUUUUGCGAAGUGGGCGGGCUGAUGAGCUGGAGCAGUGUGACCUCCUCAAUGGUUUUGGGGGAGACUUGGCCAGGGCUGCUAGAAAAACCCUUUGUUGACCUGUGGAAGUUUAGAUUGAAUGUCUGUCGGGGGGGAGAGAAGCAAGCAAUAUGACCAAAUAUGAAAUUGAGCCAAAAAGUUUGUGUCCUGUUUGUUGGUCAACAUGGAUUAUUGUAAUUGCACAACAUGAACGUCACUUGACCUAUUACUCUUGACGGUUUAUGUGGAUUCUGUAAACCUGACACUGAGCCUGAAGAGUUCUCAGUUAUGCCUUUGUAAAAACACAAUUUAACACAAAGAUCUGUCAUUUGCAAUAUGCUUAAGGUUUGUCAACUGGUGUCUUGCAAUUGUAAAGGCUGCUUGAUUUUCCUGAAAGAUGUUCUGUUUACUUGAAAUGCACAGGAUUGCAUGAGUUAAGUGGUUUGUUUAAAUUUGCUUUUCCUUGAAUCCGGGAAAAUGGUGUUAAACAUCAAUCUAUCCUUAACCACAAUCUUUAAAGCUGCUUAAAUGCUUUUCGGCAUCAUAGCUUGUACCCAAUAUCCAUAUAAUUAUCGGGCUUCAUAAAAUCCCAAAUCUUUCAUCAAAUAUUUAAAUUCUGAAGAUGCUUUCUCAUGAAUUGUCACACAUAACAGGAGGGUUUGUAUUAAAAUGUAUAAUUGUCCUUUUGACCUAUGCACACUGCAGUGUUAACACAUUUGCUGGAACUUGACGUUUGUUAAAAACAUUCAGGCUGUUGAAUCUGGUGAGUUAAUGGACCUCAGCAAUGACCUCUCCAGUUUGACCUCUGCUGAGUUGCUUACAGUAUCUUAACUCAAUAAUUUUGACUCUGUCUGCACCAUGUGGAGAUUUAGCACAGUUUGUAAAUAAUCUACCUUAAUUUAACAGGCAGCGCUCAGCAAAGAGGCCUUCAAACCUGAUUAAGUAUGUCACUGAGGUUUACUUUUGUCUGCACUUUAAUGUUUUGUUUAGCUAGUUAAUGUCUAGCUUUGAGAGUAAGUCUUAGACCUAAAAGUAUGAUGAGCAUGUGAAAGGUCUCUGAUCUUUGUAUGUGACUGGUGUAACAUGAGCAUGACCAGUAAUGCAACUCGUAAAAUGAGCAAUCAAGUAAAGAAUGUAUAAAUUAUGAAAAUAAAAAAUGACGUCCA
This is a messenger RNA of Micropterus dolomieu (smallmouth bass), 3181 nucleotides long. RefSeq names its product sphingomyelin phosphodiesterase 1 (gene smpd1). Gene Ontology annotation, biological process: ceramide biosynthetic process; sphingomyelin catabolic process. The transcript has 9 exons. The record is from RefSeq and is a predicted model, not a curated record. Gene Ontology annotation, cellular component: lysosome. Bases 11 to 2095 code for a protein of 694 amino acids. NCBI's taxonomy places the organism in Eukaryota, Metazoa, Chordata, Actinopteri, Centrarchiformes, Centrarchidae. Gene Ontology annotation, molecular function: acid sphingomyelin phosphodiesterase activity.